AUGGCCAACCAUAGGCGGGCAAUACGUGUGGCACUUGAUACAGGGGAGUCUGACCAACCUGUAGCCAGACACUGUGCACAAAAACAACAUCAGGCAUACAAAGGAUUACCAUUCUUAAGAAAAAAUGUAACGCAAGACACAGAAUUUAUUCUCCUGGGCUUCUCUGCUGAUCCUCAGCCAUUGCUUUUUGUGACUUUUUUACUUAUUUAUAUUCUAACUCUGAUAGGGAAUGUGAUGAUAAUUCUGGCAGUAACCUUUGACAUACAGUUGCACUCUCCCAUGUAUAUCUUCCUAAGAAGCCUUUCUUUGACUGAGAUCUUCUAUAUUUCAACAACGGUUCCUCGGAUGCUUAGAGACUUUUUGCACAAAGAUAAAAGUAUUUCUUUGAUAGGAUGUGCUGCUCAGUUAUAUUUUUUUAUUUUUCUUGGCGCCACAGAGUGUUUUCUUCUUGCAGUAAUGGCAUAUGACCGUUAUGCAGCAAUUUGUCACCCACUUCAUUAUGUAGCAAUAAUAAACAAAAGAAAAUGUCUAAAUUUAAUAUUGUUCUCCUGGCUGUUUGCAAUGUUUCUUCCUCUUGGUAACAUGAGUUUUGUUUUUAGUUUACCAUUUUGUGGCGCUAACAUCAUCGAUCAUUAUUUUUGUGAUAUGUUCCCAGUUCUAAAAUUGGCUUGUGCAGAAACUUUUGGAAGUGAGUUAUAUAUUUUGAUACACACUGCUAUAGUCAUACCGCUACCAUUCAUACUUAUAAUUAUAUCUUAUGUCAAAAUCCUUACUGCUAUAUUUAAAAUCAAUACAGCAGCAGGACGCAGGAAAGCAUUCUCUACAUGUGGUGCUCACCUGACAUCUGUGAGCUUGUUUUUUGGAUCUGCCACCAUCACUUACCUGAGAACCAAAUCCAUUGAUAGUAAUGGCGGAGCCAAAACAAUGUCUCUUUUGUACAUUGUUUUUGUUCCAAUGCUCAACCCCUUGUUAUAUAGUUUAAGGAGCAAAGAGGUUAAAAGGGCAAUGAAAAAGCUAAUAAGAGGACCAAAUAUGGGCAUUUUGAAAUCAUGA
Bombina bombina (fire-bellied toad) is the source of this 1053-nucleotide messenger RNA. RefSeq names its product olfactory receptor 10C1-like. Lineage: Eukaryota; Metazoa; Chordata; Amphibia; Anura; Bombinatoridae. Gene Ontology annotation, molecular function: G protein-coupled receptor activity; olfactory receptor activity. Gene Ontology annotation, biological process: G protein-coupled receptor signaling pathway. The transcript is spliced from 2 exons. The record is from RefSeq and is a predicted model, not a curated record. Gene Ontology annotation, cellular component: membrane. The coding region runs from base 1 to 1053 and encodes 350 amino acids.